CACUUGUGACGUAAUAAAUUGACAGUUUAGUAAUUCAAGAAAAACAAAUAUUUUCCAGUAGUUAUAAGAGUGUAAAAGUGUGUUUCAGUGUUUAUUUGUUACUAUAAUUUGAAUACGAAAAUUGAAAAUGAUAGAAAACCAGGAAUCUCAAAAUGGUAAAAUUAACAAUUUAUGUAAAAAAGAUGUUGAGGACAAAAGAAAUGUUUUAAAAGAAUUAUGUACGAACAACGCUGAUUACUUUUCAAGAGAUAGUAGUGAAAAUGGUCAGAGAUUAUACAUUUCUUUUCUUGCAAUGAACGAUGCAGUAGAUGCAUUAUGGCCUAAAAUAUCUAACAUUGAGGCACAUGUUAGUGAGUUUGAUUUUGAUGAAGAAACCCCCGGAAAUGGCUAUAGAAGUUACUUACAUGUUGUUAACUUAGCAAUUGACUUAGCUAUAGACUUAAAUAAAAAAGUUUUAUUUAGGAGGGAUAGUGUUCUGUUUAGAAAAACAACGUUAACUAAAGAUGUAGAAUCAUGUUCUCAUUUAUUAACUAGUUUGGACAUUUGCCUAAAGCAUCUAGAAACAUUGCUAACUUGGAGUGACAAAGGUAAUUUAUUUGUGAGGGAAGAACACACACCUGAAGAAUUACUUACAAAAUGUGGAGAAAUAAAUCAGCAUUGUUUUUAUGGAAGACAUUUAGGUUUUCAGUAUUGCGAUUCAUUAAAAAACAUUUUGCAGUUUAUUGCUUUAUCCAUGACAUUAUUCUCUGAAGUUUAUUAUAGUCAAGGUUCCUUAAUUUCAAAAGCAACAAAUUCUGUGAUGUCUACGACAAAAUAUAUUACAGAUCCAGAGCAACGUGCUAGGAGAAUCGUAAACAUUUCACAAAAUGCCGAAGUUGAUUUCUGUAAGGCCUUCUGGUUUUUGUCUGAAACUGAACUUAUGAAUCAAUUACCAUCCAUUGUUUCUAAUAGUGUUGCCGUUUCUAAAGUCAUUUUUUUACCGCCUGAACCGCUAACUAUUACUGUGGGUGAAGAGGAAAUCGAAAUACCAGUUCCUUCUUCUCAUAUAGGUCAAAAACCUAUUCAGAUUCGCCUAAUUAGUCACAAAAUACGAAGUGGUAUGUUAGGGACCAAAAAUAAGACUCAGCUCGAACCCCCUGCAAAAGGCCUACUUAUUCAUUGCCAUGGAGGCGGAUUUGUCGCGCAAUCGUCCAAGUCACACGACGGAUACUUACGUGACUGGGCUAAAGAUUUAGAUGUGCCCAUACUUUGUGUAGAUUAUAGUUUGGCACCCGAGGCACCUUAUCCUAGGGCGCUGGAAGAAGUUUUGUAUGCCUAUUGCUGGGCUAAGAAAAAUUCAUCGCUUCUAGGAAGUACAGGAGAAACCGUUGUUGGAGCUGGUGAUUCAGCAGGCGCGAAUCUACUGCUUUGUACCACUUUAAAAUGUCUGCAUAUGAAUAUACCCCCGCCAAAUGGCCUAUUUGUUGCGUAUGUGCCAACUGGAAUUCACUUCCUACCAUCUCCGGCCCGUCUUCUUUGCAUGAUGGACCCGUUGUUGCCUUUUGGUUUUUUGAUGAGGUGUCUUAAAGCCUACGCUUUUCCCGAUCGUAAGUCAAAGCGUAAGACUACAAAUAGCAAUUCCGAUACCGAAAGCUUUGAGGAAAUCUCAGAAUCGGAUCUGCUAGAGUUGCAGGCACAUAAAUCACCAAUAUCUGACACUUCGGAUACUUUAACUUAUGGUUCGCUGUCUUCCAACGUUGAAGACGUAAAUAAUGGAAAUACUGCAGACCUGACGGUGUCUGAUGUCGAAAAACAGCAGAAAUGCGUUUCGGAAUUUCUUGAGAAAUACGUGUUAGAGUCAGAUACAGAAACAGAUGGCGCAAAAAUAUCUGUUUUAAAACAAGGCAGCUCUUCAACUUCAGCAUCAAAUCUAGACAACUCCAUCCAGAAUCGUGUGUCGGCAAUGGUUUCUAAUCUGAAAAAUCAUUUUACGAAAUUUUUAGGAGCCACUGAAAGCGAGCGGUCUCUAACGGGAGCUGAAAAAUUUUUAGAUCUAGACGUUGACACUCAAAGUAACAUGGUAGACAAGUUCCAAUUUACAGUACCAAAGGACCAUUUCUUGAGUCCAAUUUUUGCUACCGAUGAAGAUUUAAAGAAAUUUCCACCAGUUCGUGUCCUUAGUGUUCAUUUGGAUCCCUGCCUAGACGACUGCGUUAUGUUUGCAAAGAGAUUGAAAAAAGUGGACAAUAAUGUUAAGUUAGAUAUUCUAAACGGCCUACCACAUGGUUUUCUCAAUUUUUCUUUGCUGUCAAAAGACGCUUACGAAGGCUCUAAGGUUUGUAUUGAACGCAUAAGGGAAUUGUUGAACCUGGACAAUUUACCUCCUCCACAAUAAUAAUACACAAUGUAUGUGGAAUUUUACGUAUGUUAGUAAAGGAAUUAAAACAUAUUUUUAUAUAGAAAUUCAAAAUUUAACUAUUUAUUGGUGUGAAUGCAUUAGAUUAAAAUUAAUUCUAUAUACAUAUUUGCAAUAAUAUAUUCCAACAUUAAUAUUCUUUUGAUAGAUAGUAGGGCAUCAAUUUUUUUUUUAAUUUCACUAGAAUCCUUUUAUACUUAUAUAUAAAUUAUACGAGGCCCACAGUUUUUGGUUCGUAUGGCAAAAUAUUAUUAAUAGUAUUUGAAAAUUACUAAAUAAGUAAUUAUAAAUAAUUACCAAAGAAUUGCAGUUUAGUUAAAAUUGGGUGUGGUUUAUUAUUUUUAGCCAAAGAAUUUGUGAUUUAAUACAAAAAUUAAAUGAUUGCCCUACACUAUUAAUAUA
Messenger RNA from Anoplophora glabripennis (Asian longhorned beetle), 2797 nucleotides. Its product is annotated as hormone-sensitive lipase. Gene Ontology annotation, biological process: triglyceride catabolic process; cholesterol metabolic process. NCBI's taxonomy places the organism in Eukaryota, Metazoa, Arthropoda, Insecta, Coleoptera, Cerambycidae. The record is from RefSeq and is a predicted model, not a curated record. Bases 128 to 2374 code for a protein of 748 amino acids. Gene Ontology annotation, cellular component: cytosol. The transcript is spliced from 11 exons. Gene Ontology annotation, molecular function: sterol ester esterase activity; triacylglycerol lipase activity.